Messenger RNA from Mesorhabditis spiculigera, 852 nucleotides. NCBI's taxonomy places the organism in Eukaryota, Metazoa, Nematoda, Chromadorea, Rhabditida, Rhabditidae. The record is from the annotation of a GenBank genome assembly.
AUGAACCCGCUGACGCCAAAUACCAUCUUCUUCGUCGACGGAUCAGGCCUAAAAAACUGUGCUCAUCAAGCGGUCACUGCUAUUUUGGAUGGUGAUCUGAAAGAAGCUAUUGAAAAGUUGCUGGCAUUCGACGCACCCUUGGCGUUGAUCAGCUACUCAUCUUCGCAACUGCUGAUUGCUCGAGAUGCCUAUGGGCGGGAGAGCCUUCUCCAUUCGAACAGACCUGAUGAAGAAAACGUACAAGAGUCGCUAGAAUGGCGAGAUGUGCCUCCCGGCUCUGUCUCGCCAGACAUCGGUUCACUGCAAGAAAUGGGCUCCAAAAUCACUGAAUUCCUGUUGCACGGAACAAACCAACUUCGCCAAUUGUUGGAAGCUGAGAUAAAGUGCCGGGAGACGAUAGCCAUUGCAUUUUCCGGCGGAGUGGACAGCCUUCUGAUGGGACAUCUCCUCGCCAUUAUUUUGGCAGAAGGGCAUGAAGUCGAUCUGAUCAAUGUGGCUUUUGGUGAGACGCCGAAGGAGUGUUCACAAGCCCCGGAUCGCCAGCGUGGAUUGGCGGGAAUCGUUCGACCCUGCGACACGGUGCUAGACGAGUCUUUGGGCUUCGUGAUGUGGUUUGCCCUACGUGGGAUUGGGCUCGUUGAUGAAGAGACCACCGUGAGCACAGCACGCAAAUUUGUUGUGGGAAGCGGCGCGGAUGAGUUGUGUGCGGGCUAUUCUCGACAUAAGCAUCGACUAGAAAAGGAGGGCGCCCCCGGUCUGCAAGACGAGUUAGAAAUGGAGCUGGUGCGCUAUGGAUGGAGGAAUGGCAGCAGGGAUGCCCGGGUUGCUCUCUACCACGGCCGACGUUUGGUG